AUGUUAAAGAAUUAUGAAAAUAUCAUCUAUGAACGAACAACUGCUCGAUACGCAUUUAUUUCUUACAUUCUUAGUAUAAUCUCAAUUGGUCUUACAGUUAGUAUAAUUACUGCUGUAUUAUUCUACUUUUUUGUUCGUGAUCUUAAAACUAUUAAUCGAAAUUCAUUAAAGAAUAUUCGAUAUCAAGAUGUACUAUCAUCAGAUCAUGUAAAUACUGUUAACAAUCAGCAACAAGAACAAGAUAUCAAUGCUUAUGAAGAUGAAGAAAUAAAAUAG
Messenger RNA from Rotaria sp. Silwood2, 276 nucleotides. Lineage: Eukaryota; Metazoa; Rotifera; Eurotatoria; Philodinida; Philodinidae. The record is from the annotation of a GenBank genome assembly.